Molecule: messenger RNA, 1679 nt
Organism: Candoia aspera
Lineage: Eukaryota; Metazoa; Chordata; Lepidosauria; Squamata; Candoiidae
Gene: VSIR
Product: V-set immunoregulatory receptor
Exons: 7
Coding region: 114-1058 (314 amino acids)
Biological process (GO): negative regulation of alpha-beta T cell activation; regulation of immune response
Cellular component (GO): plasma membrane
Source: RefSeq, a predicted model, not a curated record
UCCCCGCUCCUUCGGUCGGACUACCCAGCUCUGGGCGUCGUCGCGCAGGACCGGAGCGCCGAGCAGAGAGGAGUCCCCCCCAGCCCCCCGGGGCUUUUUCCUUCAGGGACGGAAUGGAGCCGGCGGCCAAGUGGGGGCUGCUCGUUCAGCUCGCGCUCCUUCUGACUCGUCCCCAAGUACACUCUGCAACUUUCAGAAUCCUUACUCCUUAUUCACUCUACAUCUGCCCUGAAGGUCAAAAUGUCACUUUGACUUGUAAGAUCAGUGGGGUUCUUGCCAAUCAGCAUGAUUUAAUCUCCAGAGCUUGGUACUUCAGCAACAAAGAUGACCAUAGGUGUUCUCAGAGGAAGCAUAUCCGCAACAUCUCUGUUAAGGAACUUCAUCAUGAAGCUGAGAAGCAUCAUGGGCAACUUCAUGUGAAUGACACUGCUGAGAAAUAUGUCCACGGGCAUCAAGUGAACCAUCAUGGACUGGAAUUCUCUUUGAUUCAUCAUGGCACUUUCUAUGUCACUAUAGCAAAUCUUACUCUAGAGGACAGAGGAUACUACUGCUGUUAUUUAGCAGAGGCUAAGAAAGAAAACAACAAGCCACAGAUCCAGCAACACGCAUAUGGCUUCAUGGAACUUCGUAUACAGAAAGCAAAUGGUACAUUCCCAAACUGUACAUUUCAUCCUGCUGACAAUACGGACAGUGAAAAUACCACAGCAGUCACAAUUGCAACAGCGGCUUGCAUUGUAGGUAUUCUGUGUCUGCCUCUCAUCCUACUCCUUAUUUACAAGCAGAGACAAAUAAUCACUCACAGGCGUGCUCAUGAACUCGUAAGGAUGGAAAGCAACGCCCAUGGCAUUGAGAAUCCUGUCUUUGAUGCUGUCCCUGACAUUGAUUCAGAAUCCAGGCCCAAGCCACAAUUAACAUUUAUGGUGAGCCGUCAGCCUUCAGAGUCAGAUCGACACCUUCUCUCAGAGUCAAAUACCCCGCUCUCACCCCCAGUCCCAGGCCAGUGUUUCUUCCCAUCACUUGAGCCCGUUCCUGAUUCACCAGAUUUAACAAAGGUGUAGUCAAAUAAAGGAAGAUUGUCUUAUUCUGAAUUUUUGACAGCAACAUGAAGAAGGUUUAUUAUUUGCUGCUUUAAAGGAGAAAGAAAGGCAGAGAUGGAGGGAAGCAAAUGAAGAAAGUUUUUAGGAAACUGUUUCUAAAGGGAAGAAAAGGCUUUCUCCGAGGCACUUGUUGCCUAUCCUAACAUUUCAGUACAUUGCUGUUGUCCUCUUUCUUCUGAAAUAAUUCAACAUGGAAAAUCUGGAAGGCAAGGAGGUAUUGUACCCACCUAGGAUUCUGCAGACUGUUUAUUUUACUUCACUGAGUUGUUGAUCACUUUAUGAACAGUUACUGAAACAUGUUUCUAAUGUGUUGAAUUAGAACAAGACCAUGUUACAUUUUUUAACUAUAAGGGGUUAUGAAUAGCAUCACCAAAAGCCUUUUUUUAAAAAAUUACUCUGCAUUCCAAAUGCCUUGGUUCCCUAAAAACAGAAAGUGUUUUACAUGUACUAUUUUUUUUUUACUUUGCAUAUGUUCUCUUUUAAAGACUGUAUGUUGCACAUGUUUUAACAUAGCGAUAAGAAGUAUUGCUUAUAUCCUGGCUUCAGAGAAUCAAACAUAAAAUGAAAUAUCUCCAUAUCUGA